AUGAAUUUUUUUGAAAGUUCUGAUUUAAAGAAUAAUUUAUUUGAGUAUAGCAAAGAAAUAACAAAUGAAGAUGAAAACGAUGAAUUUGUAUGUGACUACAUAAAUAACAAUAUAAAAAGUAUUGAAGAUGUUGAUGCCCAUUUAGAAAAAAUGAGUAACGAAAUAGUUGAACUGGAUAAGGUUAUCAACGAAAAAGUAGAGAAACACAUUUUAAGAAAAAAUGAAUAUGAAAGUAAGCUAAAUAACAUAAAAGAAAAAAUAAAAUUAAUAAAUAAAAAAAUGGAUGAUGUAGAUAAGAAAACAGAAGAAAGUGAAGAUAUACUGAUAAAGUUAUGUAAAGAUAUAAAAAAGUUAGAUAUAGGAAAAAAAAAUGUUACUGAAACUAUUAUAAUAUUAAAAAGAAUUGUAAUGGUUAUUACUGCUAUAAGUAAUUUAAAAAAAAAAGCAUUAAAAAGAAAUUAUAAAGAUUGUAUAUCUUUAAUAUCUGUCAUUAAAGAAAUGUUAAUUCACAUUUCAAAUUUAAAAACUAAUAAUAAAUUAAAUGAUUUAUAUAAUGAUACAAAUACCUUAUUUAAUGAUUUAAAAAAUCAAAUAAAUGAAGAUAUUGAUCUUAUAUAUGAUUGUGAUGUACACAUAGAAAAAAAUGUCAUUGUUGUAAAUGAAUUAAAUGAUAAUAAAAUUUAUAUUAACUUAUUUGAUGCUUGCAAUUGUUUAUACUAUUUAAAUUCUAGUUUUACAACAAAUAUAGUAAAAAAAUUCACCAAUUUUUUUUUAGAAAAAUAUGUAUUGAUUUUUGAAAAUCAAGCAAAUACUUUAGAAAGCAUUGAUAGAAGAAUAGCUUGGAUAAAGCGUUCUUUAAAUAAUUAUGAAAAUACAUAUUCUCAUAUUUUUCCAAAAAAUUAUAAUAUCCCUUUUAAUAUUGUAAAUAAAUUCUGUUCAAUUACAAAAAAACACAUUGUUAAAAUACUUUCUUCUUCUAUUGAAGAAAUUAAUCCAGUUUUAUUAAUACAAACAGUUAUAAAAGUUAUAAAAUUUGAGAAUUUUUUAACAAAAAAUGUAAAAUUUUAUAAAGAGGAUAAUCAUAUAUCUUAUGAUAGCUACUCUUCUUUAGAUUUUCCCUUUCCAGAAUUGAUAAUUCAAAAAGAUUUGAACCAUUCGGAGAAUGAAAAAAUUUCAAAUGAUAAUAUAAAAGAAGAAAACAUUAAUGGUUACAAAAAUUCAGAUAAUAAAAAUGAAACAUAUUCAAUAAAAAAUGUAAAAAAUGAUAUUAUUUCAAAGGAAGAUCCAUGUAAUAAAGAAGAAAACAUUAGUGAUAAAUGUAAAGAAAUGCCAAAUAAUAAAGAAUUUAAUUGUAUUACUGAAAAUGUUGGUGAUAAUAAAAGUAGUAAUAAUAUCGGAAAUAAUAUUAGUGAUAAUAAUAAUAAUAAUAAUGAGUUUGAAGAAAAUUAUUUCAAAGAAAAAAAUAGGAAUAAUGAUUACAUUAAUAUUUCUAUAUCAAAUAAAGAAAUGGAACAUAAUUUUAAAGGUGUUAUUUCAUGUGUAUUUGAUAGCUAUUUGUGUAAUUGGUUAAAAUAUGAAGAAAAAAAAAUUUUAGCUAAAUUUGAAAGUGUAAUAAAUGAAAAUGAAGGGGACGAUAGUUUAGAUAACUUAAGAAAUAAUGAAGCAAAACAACCACAUUUUCCAAAUGACACAUUUGAUGAUGUAAAGAAUUUAAUAAAUAAAAAUGAAUUUAUGCUUGAAAUGGAUUUCGAAAUCAUAGAAAAACAUACGGUUUAUAAAUCUGCUUAUAAAUUAUUCUAUUUAUAUAAAAGUUAUGUUAACAUGAUAUUAUUAUUUAGCAAUUGCCAGACUUUAUAUGAUUUUAUUAUGUUUUUUAAAACAUUGUUAUUAAAAUACGGCAAUGUGUUGAAUAAAAGAAUAAUAAUAAAAAUCAAAGAAGAAAAUAAAAUUCAAAAUUUUAAAUUAUUAUCUAUUUUAAUUAAUACAAGUUAUUAUGUCGAACAAACUAUUAAUGAGGCUUAUGAAAAUAUAAUUAAAGAUAUUGAUUCAAUUUUUUCUGAUAAAAUUUCUUUUAAAGAAGAAGAAAAAGUAUUUUUAAAUAUAAAAACUAAAUGUAUAAAAGUAAUAAUUACAUAUAUGGAAGAAAAAAUGAACACUAUCCUUUCUAACAAUUGUGUAGUAAACAUAUUUGAUAUAAAUAAAAUUCAAGAAAGAUCAUUUUAUAUAUCAAAUAUAGAAGCUUUUCUUCGUAAUCAUUUUGCACUUUUUAAAAAAAUAUUUAACGAGACUUAUUUAACAUAUUUAUUAGAAAAAAUAACUACUCUCAUUAUUCAACGGUUUUAUCAAAUUAUAUUUUCUCUUAAAUAUAUGACUAAUAUAACAGCACAACAAUUGCUGUUAGACUGUUAUGAAAUUCAAAAAGUUUUAUUUCAAAUCCCUAAAAUAUUAAACAAUGAAAAAAAAGAAAAUAUCUAUGUGGAAAAUAGUAUAGAAAAUAAAAAGGGAGAACAAAAUAAAAAAGAAUUUUCUUUAACAGAGGAAGAAAAUAUAACAGAUGUAGAUGAGUUUAUUAUACCUAAAACUUAUUUUAAUUACAUUAAAAAUCAAAUGAAUAAAAUAGAAUUUUUAAUAAAAAUAUUUUUAUCUAAUAUUUAUGAUAUGGAUUCUUUUAAUUUAUUACUUACAGAAAAUAACAAUAUAUGUACUAUGGAGGAAAUAGAAAAAAUAUUAUCUUUAAAAGAAAAAAAAAGUGAAAAUAUAGGAAAUCAAUUAAAUUUUAAUAAUAAUUAUGUAUAUGAUAUUAAGAAAAAAGGUAUAAAAGCAGCUGAAGAAGUGAAAUUUUUUUUUAAUAAAAUAACUAGCACAUAA
Molecule: messenger RNA, 2868 nt
Organism: Plasmodium relictum
Lineage: Eukaryota; Apicomplexa; Aconoidasida; Haemosporida; Plasmodiidae
Gene: VPS53
Product: vacuolar protein sorting-associated protein 53, putative
Exons: 1
Coding region: 1-2868 (955 amino acids)
Biological process (GO): retrograde transport, endosome to Golgi
Cellular component (GO): GARP complex
Source: RefSeq, a predicted model, not a curated record